This is a messenger RNA of Sorex araneus (European shrew), 557 nucleotides long. Its product is annotated as 60S ribosomal protein L23a-like. The record is from RefSeq and is a predicted model, not a curated record. NCBI's taxonomy places the organism in Eukaryota, Metazoa, Chordata, Mammalia, Eulipotyphla, Soricidae. The transcript has a single exon. The coding region runs from base 16 to 486 and encodes 156 amino acids. Gene Ontology annotation, molecular function: structural constituent of ribosome; rRNA binding. Gene Ontology annotation, cellular component: cytosolic large ribosomal subunit; ribosome. Gene Ontology annotation, biological process: ribosomal large subunit assembly; translation.
GAGCUUUUUACGAAGAUGGCGCCGAAGGCCAAGAAGGAAGCCCCUGCCCUUCCCAAAGUUGAAGCCAAAGCCAAAGCUUUGAAGGCCAAGAAAGCAAUGCUGAAAGGCAUCCACAGCCAGAAAAAGAAAAAGAUCCGCACGUCACCCACCUUCCGAAGACCCAAGACCCUGCGGCUGAGAAGGCAACCCAAAUACCCUCGGAAGAGCGCCCCCAGGAGAAACAAGCUUGACCAUUAUGCCAUCAUCAAGUUUCCUCUCACUACUGAGUCAGCCAUGAAGAAGAUAGAAGAUAACAACACACUUGUGUUCAUUGUGGAUGUCAAGGCCAACAAGUACCAGAUUAAACAGGCUGUGAAGAAGCUCUAUGACAUUGAUGUAGCCAAGGUCAACACCCUGAUUAGGCCUGAUGGAGAGAAAAAGGCAUAUGUUCGGCUGGCUCCUGAUUAUGACGCCUUGGAUGUUGCCAACAAAAUUGGGAUCAUCUAAACAGUCCAGCUGGCUAAUCCUAAAUACAGUUUUUUUUCCACCAUAAAAAAAAAAAGUAACGGCAAGACUAG